GAUUACAGCAUUCAAUUGUUGGUCCUCAGUUUGAUCCAAAUGUCACACCUACUUUCCCACUAUCAGCAACCUGUUCGUGGCAUCUAUAAGUAGAAGCACCUCUAUACUGUUCUGCUAUCAGAUUAUUUCCUUUGGAGCUGCUUGUCUCUUGCAUCCUGCAAAACAAAGUCAACAAAGAGCUGAGCUGUGUGCCGAUUCCACAACCCACAUGCUGCAUGCCAAGUUGCCAACAUAUAUUGCCAUCGCCAACCACCACCCGGGCAGCACCUUCCUUUCUGACACUGAGUAGUCAGUUCAGGUCGCAACACAGCAAUAAAGGCUAGAACUCUAGGCUUAGGCUGCUCCUUGGAUUCACACACGCAAUGAAGCAGCAGGUUUUGAGCAACGCCCAUGGCGGCAGGAUCUCCUCGCCAUCGGUGGCCGCGCGAACCAGGGUUCCAAGAGCAGCAGCAGCAGCACCCGUCAAGGAAGCUUCUUCGUCUCCAGCUCCGGCACCCGCCACCCCUCCUCGAGCCAGGAGGCUUGUGAGGGUGAGCAGCAAGGAGGAGAGGGUGGUGACUGGUGCAGCUGCAAAGCCAAAGAGGCACAAGGAGGAUUCCGAGGAGGAGACGCGCAAGCUGCGUGGGGAGGUGGAGGCCCUGAGGAAGGAGGUGGAGAGGCUGCAGCUGCUCAACACCCAGCUGGAAUGCGACAAGAGCGACCUGACGCACCAGCUCGCCCUUGCGCGCUGCACCAUCACUCGGCUUCAGGAGCAGCAUGACAUCCAUCAGGCGCAGACCGCUGUGGCGCAACGAAGCAACCAAAAAGACAGUGCCAUGAGCAAACCACAGCCUCCUAAGCCCCCCUCACCGCCGCCGCCGCCGCCACCACCUAGUAAAAUCCUCGGAAGAGCCCCGGCACCGCCACCUCCCCCUCCGCAACGUGGCACAACAGGCACAGUGAACAAGGCAACCGCGUUGGUUGAGAUGUACAACUCCCUGAACAAGCGUGACACCAAGAAAGCUGUGACUGUCAGUGCUGCUCAUCACAACAGCAUCGUCGGCGAGCUACAGAACCGCUCCACGCACUUAUUGGCGAUCAAGACGGAUGUCGAAACAAAAGGAGACUUCAUCAAUGGUCUCAUUAACAAAGUUCAGAUGACUACUUACACCGAUGUGGAGCAAGUGCUGACCUUUGUUGAUUGGCUUGAUCAACAACUUUCAACUCUGUCUGAUGAGACAGGCGUGUUGAAGCACUUCAGUUGGCCAGAGAGGAAAGCCGAUGCACUCCGGGAAGCAGCGUUCGAAUACCGGGAUCUCAAGUGUGUUGUGACAGAGAUCUCUUCUCUGAACGCCGACGAUGGCAGCCCUACUUCGUGUGAGGCUACUCUGAGGAAGAUAUCAAGCCUGCUGGAUAAGUUGGAGAAGAGCAUGAAGAGACUAGUGAAUCUGAGGAGCUCAGUGAUGCCGUGCUAUAAACAGUUUGGAAUUCCGACCGAAUGGAUGCUUGAUUCAGGGAUUGCUUCGAAGAUGAGGGUGGCAUCAGUAACACUGGCAAAGGUGUACAUGAAAAGAGCCCUCAAGGAAAUAACAGCUUAUACAGGAGGAGGGAAUGAGGCUGUUCUUGUCGCUCAAAGCGUGCGUUUCACAUAUAGGGUUCACCAGUUUGCGGGAGGACUUGACAGUGAAGCGAUGCGCGCCUUUGAAGAGCUAACGCAACGUUCUCGGUUGACUGCUGUUUAGCUACUAGACGAAACGAAAUGACUGUCGAUGAAUGAGAUGAAACGGUUGACGAUAUAUAGCUUCUCAGGGUACAAAUUAAUGUCGUGGGUUUUGUAUGGAGCAUAUAGGCUAGUAGUUCAUUUUGAAUUGAUCAAUAAAUGUAAUUUGUACUACUAUUCUACGCGGCACGCCGAUCUUGGGAGCAAGGGGCGGAGAGACAUAGAUUAUUUCAGUUCUAUUGAAGACUGGAGUAUAUAUACUUGGGAAAAGUAGACACAAACUUUUUGUGCUCUUAAGAACUCCCUGUGUACACAAAAAUUGUAAGACGUUUUCGCGGUUUAAAUUUAAACUGCAAAAACAUCCUAUAUUUGUUUACGGAGGGGGUACCAUAUAUGAAUGUAACGUUGUAACAUUUUGAGGAUCAAAUUAAGGAUGUAUGAAGUUUAUGGCAAGCUAGAUUGGCAGAAAGUCAA
This is a messenger RNA of Aegilops tauschii subsp. strangulata, 2173 nucleotides long. RefSeq names its product INCREASED PETAL GROWTH ANISOTROPY 1-like protein 2. Lineage: Eukaryota; Viridiplantae; Streptophyta; Magnoliopsida; Poales; Poaceae. Gene Ontology annotation, biological process: protein localization to cortical microtubule cytoskeleton. The record is from RefSeq and is a predicted model, not a curated record. Gene Ontology annotation, cellular component: cortical microtubule.